This is a messenger RNA of Nematostella vectensis (starlet sea anemone), 3925 nucleotides long. RefSeq lists its product as uncharacterized. Gene Ontology annotation, cellular component: Fanconi anaemia nuclear complex. Gene Ontology annotation, molecular function: protein binding. NCBI's taxonomy places the organism in Eukaryota, Metazoa, Cnidaria, Anthozoa, Actiniaria, Edwardsiidae. Bases 193 to 2379 code for a protein of 728 amino acids. The transcript has 19 exons. The record is from RefSeq and is a predicted model, not a curated record. Gene Ontology annotation, biological process: interstrand cross-link repair.
UAGUACUUGCUAGUCCACUUUUUAAACAAAAAUGCGGGAAACAAAAACAGAAGCAAAACCUGAACCGGUAGUUUUAUAGACUAGAAUAUAUUUGAUGGGAGGGAUAUUUUGUAAUAUUAUCCUAAUUUAGCUCAUGAGGUAGAAUGUAACGAUGGAUUUAUUAACAAUCUUUGAGCGAGACGAAACGGCAAGAUGACUUCGAGCAUCGAAAUUGAUGAACUGUUUAAACAAGCAGCUAAGUUCUACUAUGACAAGAAAUUCAUCAAAUGCCAAACUAUACUAGAUAAAGUUAACUUUAACAGGUUUGACUUCAGAGAGUGGGUACUUGAAAACAACAAACUUCUAUGCAACCUUAAAAAGAAUGCGAACAGUGCAGAACUCUGUCCUCUCCUCGAAAGGUUUCAAUCUCUCAUCCAAAGAAUUCAAGGUCUGCCCCCCCAAGAGACCUGCUUGACAUGGGAACUGGUGAUCAGCUUUAACUAUAGCUUUCUACUCCUGUGUUGUCAUGACAUGAUUGGCAGCUGUCAUAAAGCUUGUGUUGUCCUGACCAAUAGUAUCAUAAGAGCCCUCAAGUUGUUCGGUAGCCCAUGUCCUGGUGUUAUGUCUGAAUCCACUGCAACCUUGAGUGACACCUGUCAAUCAUUGCUUCAAAGCAUCAUGGGAACAUUAUCAAGGUCACUAGUUCCAGCUCCUGUGAUUUUGAGCUGUUUGAUGUUGGCUAUUGUCUGGAUCUCACUUUCGAAAGUCAGUGAAGCAACAAAACUACUUGAGGCUUUGCACUAUUAUCUGGAGCAAAAGGGCGAGAGUUCUCAUCGAGAUCAGGAAACCUUCGACAGCGUAGUGCUAAGGGUAGACCCGGCGCUUGGGAAAGAUGUUUUUCCCCUGUCUCUUCUUGGACCCGUCGAUAGUUCAGGUUGCCAUGUUAUUGAGUGGCAGGUGUCACUCCUUCUAGCUAUUUGUCAUUUCUACCAAAAGGAGCAAGAUAAGGCCUUCAAUCUCCUCCGUAACAUGCCCCAGACAAGUGAAGAGAGCGCAAUCGUAUUUUACUGGAUGUAUCUGAAAGGUCUCAUCCAUUUCGAGAAGGAAUCGUUUGGCGAGGCCCUCGCUUGUCUUUCCGUUUGUGAGACGAACACUGAUGAGGUACCAAACUCUCACAAAGCUGCAGUGGAUAGGAUGAUUGGCAGAUGUCUCUCAAAAAAGGGGAGGCAUCACACUGCAAUUGCAAGGCUCAAGCAAGCUCUGGUCAACAGCCUCUCCCCUGACGCCAUGCUCGACUUGGCAUUGGAAUUUGAGCACCAGGGCAAAACAAGUGUAGAAUUCACACUCUUGAGAUCCUUGAUUCAGGUUCUAUCCUUGACGAAAACCGCAGGCACCCCGUCGCUACUUUGUGGCGGGCUUGAACGCUUUACGCAUGCGCUUGACAAUAGGACGGUCUCUCUGCAAUACGCCAGCUACCACAUGGCAAGGCGGUGCUUAGAAGAAAAAAGGUUCGAGGAGGCAGCGAACGCGUUCUUGGAUGUUUUAGUUUCUCUGGCCGAUCAACCAAUAAGCGAGAAACCUGUCUUAUCGACCUUAUGCUUCCCACCGAUGCAGUUACUUUACCGAGACUGCGCACUUGCGUUACUAUGCGCGCGCAGAUACGAGGAUUGCUUGACAAUCUGUGACCACAUCUCCGAGUCUUACACGGAUAGAACUGAGGUCGCAGAAUCUGAGAACUCAAUGGCAGAAACUGCGUCUGGUGUGAAAAGGCCACGCAUACCCAGUACUGAUAGCACCGCUGACUAUCGUGAUGGCAGGCUCGAUGUAUCUGACAUGGAGCUAGCGCUUUACAAGGCUUGGUCGCUUUGGCAGAUGGAGCUGCCUCUCCCAUCCCUAGAAUGUCUACACAGGUUACUUCAGACCCUUGAUGGGCUCAAGUUGUCACCGCUAGACAAGGAGUACACACAGCGUACAAAGAGACGAAAACUGGACUCAAGUGAGCAAGGGGGCGUAGAUGAUGGAGAUCACAUGGACAAGCACACCGCAGUAAGACACGUUAAGGUGACUUAUCUUGCGCAAGCUCAUCUCUGUCGUGCCCUGGUAAUGCAGUCAUUGCAGCAAGACAAGGACUCACUUGAAGAGCUUACGGAGAGUCUGACCUGGCACCCGGAUAGCACCGCAUCAUUGUACCAUCAUACUGCCCUGCUGUUCAAAUUUGACAGAGGGAUUGAGGCCGCCCGCAACUGGCUAACUCACAGAGGCCUGGUAACGAAUGAUCAGCCUCAACUUGGUGUCAGUGGUCCCUUUUUUAGUUCAACCACAGGCAUCCCAGAAUCGCUUUGGAUCUCUGAACAUCAGAUAAAGCAAAUGGACACUCUUGCACUGCAGCCUCACAAGUGAAGCUAUGACAAUACUCAUUCAUAGGGAUAACUGAUGUAUCCCAAAUGAAGGCCAAACUACAAUUGAUUUUUCAAAAGAAGUUAAAGUAAUCAAGUCACAAAUGCAUCGCUUGUUCCUGGCGCUCUUUGUGGGUUCCCUGUGGUAGAAAACGUCACAUCAUCCGAACCAGCCCCUCUUCCCUCACGGCUUACCACAGGAAUACUGAACAGAAAUCUAGGGACUUUGCUGUGCUCUGAUGCUUUGUCUUAUCCUGUAAUGGCGGUGUGAAAUUGCACAGAAAUUAGGGACCUUAACCAAGGCGAUGAAGACGGCUAGGACAACGCGAUCGAAAAAGAUUUUUUCGCGCGUGGCGAUUAAUAAUAAUUUAAUUGCAAUAGAAUAAGGAAAACAUAGUCAGGGACAGAUAAAAAAUAAACUGAGGACAUUAUUUCUACAGUAGCGAACGUAGUUAGUGGAGUUGACAGUGUAAACAUCCGUGUUCUCAAUUGACCGUGAAACUUUGAGUUUUCACGUUCAUGUUUUUACGGAAAACGGCUGAAAUGUAUCAGACAGAACGCAUUUAUACGUGCCCUUAUUGAAUUCUAAAUCAAAUUCCAUUGUUUUCUGCCAUCGCCAUCAGCGUUGCAGUCGUCGUUGCUUAAGGUCCCUAUUGUCUUUCUGCAUGGUUAUAAUUUCUGGGUUGGUAUGAGAUACAGUGUCAUUGCUAUGUUGUUUGAAGCCAAACCAAAAAAAAUGCAUCAAAAUACCAAAAAAAAAUGGAAAAAAGGUAAAACAUUACAUGAAUGUAUUUUCCACAUAUCAUUCAAUACAUUUAUAGUUUGAUACCCUAAAACAUACCCGUAGCAAGCCUCGAAUUAUUGUGGGGGCACGAUACAGAAACAUCAAGAAUACAAUUGGGGGGCACAGCCACGCCGCUACUGGUCAUUUUCUUAUAAUUUUUUUAAAUAUUUGGGUGCCCCCAGUGCCCCACUCCCUGCUAUGGUCCUUUAAAAUCAUUUUAUUUAACACUUAAAACUUGUUUACAUACAGUUGUUUACAUUAAUUGGUAGAACUUUAACAUAUUUAUAUUUUUAAAAGGCUGUAGGGACAAUCCUAACUGCUUGCCUAGCUAAGCCUUUGGGAUUUUUAUCAAUGAUGGUUGUCUGCAUCAAAAACUAAAAAAAACGUUGACAAGAAGUUGUUGUUUAUAAAAGUCCCCUUUACUAGCAGGUUGCAAAAUCUAAAUUAAAAGUUUCUCCAAGCACAAAUCUACAGUUAAAAUGGUUAUAAAUAUCUAUUGAUUAGACACACAAGUUAUAAGAUAACUUCUUAAAUAGUACUUCUAAGACAAUAUGUAUGUAGCCAUUGUAACUACUGGGACUGUCAAGAAGGUUUUUCACACCCAUUUUAAGGCCACCAGAGUAAUCGUAAUUGUAAUCGGUGCUCGAAAAAUGGGUUUGAAAAACCACCAUGACAGUCCCAGUAGAAUUGUAAUUUAUAUAUACAAAUAAACAUAUUUUUGUUCCUAGAGGAAAAACAGUAUGAUAAAACAAUUUUUAUGAAAAUA